AUGGUUUACCUCUUUUAUUGCUUGCCUUUUCUGGAAUUAGCGCCUGUGAAGCCUUUGAGUUUUGGAAAUCUAAGAAAAAGCCAGCAGCAGUUUCUGAUACAACGCUCUCUUUAUCAGGGCCUGUUGCUGCACAGUGAAGCUGGGAUACAAACCUCUCAACAGAAAGAGUUUCGUCACCUAGGUUACUACCCUUCAAAACUGAAGGAGAUCCUGCCAUCUGAGUAG
Molecule: messenger RNA, 225 nt
Organism: Eruca vesicaria subsp. sativa (arugula)
Lineage: Eukaryota; Viridiplantae; Streptophyta; Magnoliopsida; Brassicales; Brassicaceae
Source: the annotation of a GenBank genome assembly